Salvia splendens (bonfire salvia) is the source of this 1458-nucleotide messenger RNA. Its product is annotated as B2 protein. The transcript is spliced from 6 exons. Bases 134 to 1039 code for a protein of 301 amino acids. Lineage: Eukaryota; Viridiplantae; Streptophyta; Magnoliopsida; Lamiales; Lamiaceae. Gene Ontology annotation, biological process: response to endoplasmic reticulum stress. The record is from RefSeq and is a predicted model, not a curated record.
UUUCGUAAAUAAUGCAAACCAGAAGGGCACUGUACAGGUGCACGUUCAUAUAAAUAACGGAAAAUCUCCCUUCCUUCUCUGUCGCAUCUUCCUUCUGGUAAUUUAUAGCCGAAGAAUUAAAAGGUUUUGCAGCAUGGAGAAUAUUCACAGCUUCUGGCAACUGGGUGAUGAUCUCCGAGGACAAUCAAAAGUGUCGGAGGACCACAAAUGGUUUAUGGCUGCUUCAAGAUUGGCCGAUCAGACUAGGUUUAAGGUUGAACGAAGGAUCAACCUUGAUCUCUCAAAAGGUCCUGCAGAGUUGAGGUCCAUGGAUAAUGUGGGAUAUCAAGAAGACAAUCGGUUUGAAAAUUUUAACUUCAACAUGCUAAACCUGGACAACAAGUUGAACGACAAUGUUAGCAAAAGUUCCCUUAGGAAAGGUAUUUACAAUAUGAACACAGUUUAUCAGAACCCAAAUGUCAACCCCUUGGGAAAUGUUUCUGGGAGCAAGUAUAGCAGUAACAACCCCAUCAAAGAGUCAAACAACAACUGCAACAUUACUAAUGGUAAGGAUGAUGGGAUGAACGCAAGCAAUGCUACUGACAAAAGGUUUAAAACCUUGCCUGCAGCUGAGAUGCUCCCAAGGAAUGAGGUCCUUGGUGGAUACAUUUUUGUCUGCAACAAUGACACUAUGCAGGAAGAUUUGAAGAGACAACUCUUUGGUUUGCCACCAAGAUACAGAGAUUCUGUGAGGGCUAUAACCCCCGGUUUACCUUUGUUUCUCUACAACUACACCACUCAUCAACUGCAUGGUAUUUUUGAGGCAGCAAGUUUUGGGGGUUCUAACAUUGAUCCCACUGCUUGGGAAGAUAAAAAGUGCAAAGGUGAAUCAAGGUUCCCUGCUCAGGUGAGAACCUGUAUAAGGAAACUUUGCAAGCCUUUGGAGGAAGAUGCUUUUAGGCCAGUCUUGCAUCAUUAUGAUGGCCCCAAGUUCCGUCUUGAGCUUUCCAUACCUGAGACCUUGGAUUUGAUGGAUCUGUGCGAACAAGCUGGCGUUUGAGUCUUUCCUGCUAACAGUACUCCCAGCUAGGCAAUAAGCAAUUGUACGAUGUGUGUGUAUAUGCUGUAGUUUUGGUGGAGGCAUCUGGUGUGGUUUCCACAGAUUUUCCAUGGAGCGCAAGCUUGGGAGGUGAAUCUGGUUGUGAGUUAUUCUAAGUUGUAGGAUUGUUGUUGACUGUAACUGGAACACACAGUUAAUGGGUUUGUUGGUGUAGUCUCUCUCGCUGCAUCAUUUUUAUUGUAAUCUUACAAGCUUUGUGCGGUGCCAUGUAUGCGUGAUAAAGCCAAGUUUUUGUGUGUAUGCAUAUGGAUGCCACUGCGUUUUGCAGUUUGCUCUCGUGCUUUUUACAUAUGUUCCGACUCUGGCAUAUAAAGUGUAUUCCCUUGAAAUGAAAACAUAACUUACAUUUUAAGUUCUAA